Messenger RNA from Hordeum vulgare subsp. vulgare (domesticated barley), 1284 nucleotides. RefSeq lists its product as uncharacterized. Bases 1 to 1284 code for a protein of 427 amino acids. The transcript has 4 exons. Lineage: Eukaryota; Viridiplantae; Streptophyta; Magnoliopsida; Poales; Poaceae. The record is from RefSeq and is a predicted model, not a curated record.
AUGGCCAUCAGGCCGCACCUGCCUGCGCCAGCCUCUUCUGUCGCGCCGCCUCCGGUCGUCCUCAUCCCGGAGGAGCUGACCGGCGUGAUCCGCGACCUGGCUACGCCGUCCACGGCAUCCGCCGGCGGAACUCGCGGGGUUGCGACUGGGAAAGGGGUCAUCAGCAGCAAGGUCGGGGCAAACACACGGCGGCAGGGCCGAGCUCUUGGCGAUGUGAACCGGAUAGGCGACGAAAGGGCAAGGCGGGAGCGCCAACUUCAUCGCGAUUCCAUCAAUUCACUGCCUGGGAAGAAGAAGAAGAAGAAGAAUCCCCCAUCCCGAGACGACGAGGAAGAGGAGGGCGCGAUCCCCAUCUACCGUCGUGACUGGGAGACCUCCUUCGGCGGCGUCUUCGGCUCCUUCGACGACGGGACUGCCCUUGGUCCAAUGCGUUAUACAUCUGGACCUAUCCCAGAAAAUGCCUUUCCAGCUACCACCCUGCAGGUCUUCUCCAUCAGAGUUACUGACCUGAAUGGUCUCUGCUGGUGGCCACUUCAUGUCUAUGGCUUGGUUGCCAUCAGAGACGGAGUAGAUCAUGAUCGCAACUUUCUCUUCAGACGCACAAGGGAUAACUACCAAAUCCUUACCGAAGAGGAUCCCUUUUUGAUGCUAACAGGCCCGUCUCGUGCGGUCAUGUUGGUCGGUCGGACUCGGAUCACCUUCGAAGUUCAGCUGAAAGUGAAGGGUAAAAAAACUGAAUCUGAAGAUAGAGUGUUGGCCUCCAAAGUCUUCCAUUUCCGCCUGGGGCCUCCCUCUCCCCUUGAAGACGGCAUCCAUACACACAUCCCCUACGACAGUUGGACGCUCGACCUCUCGUUCGCGCCUCUGCGGCAUUCAGUCGAGGCCACUGUCAGCGUCCAGCUAGUCGACGGGUCAUGGCCGGACGGUCACCAGGGACAGAUCUUCUGCUGCGCCACCGGCAUAGAAGACGCCAAGAUGCUGCUGCUUGACUGUCGAGAUGGCAACAUGCCCAUCGGUCCGGACGGCAUGUUUGCACUCUCGAGGCGCGUUGUUUGCGCGGAGCUUAGCGGAAGGGACAAGCUCAUGGUGUCCGUGCAGGCGCGCCGCGUCGGUCUCCUUACGAGAAAUCGGGCCGUCUUCGAGCCGAAGAUGUCCGGGACGAGCGUCGGCAUGUGUGACCUUCGUUUCUGCAAGAUGCAGGUCACCGUUGCUUGGUCCUUGCUCUCCACCUCUCGCACACAUGCAGGUGGUAAGUCUACCUGGGUAAUGUGUGCUCAGCCAUAG